CGGCGGGCGCGUGACGUCACGGAACGUGGCAACCGGCGAAGACAGAGGCAGCGGAAGAGGCGGCAGUUGGAGAAGAGGCUCUCGGAGUGGGAGCGCUGGCUUCCCUUCUCCCAGAAGGAAGGCCCAGGUGGCAAGAGUAAUCAAUGGGGCUACUGGGCUUAUAUUCGAGGCGCCUCUAUGGACUAUCUUUCCAAACCGGGGCUUUUUGGGAUCGUGGCCAGCGUCGCCUGUGGGGUUUGCCUGGGCUGGAGCCUCCGUUCCCGCUUCUUCCGGACGCCCAAACCCCGAACAACAGCGCCGGUCACCAAUGAACUGGGCAAUGAAGCCAGCGUCAUGGGGGAAUCUGGCGAAUUCAAGAUGGUGAUGGUGGUCCGCACCGACCUGAAGAUGGGGAAGGGCAAAGUGGCCGCCCAGUGCGCCCAUGCCGCCGUUUCCGCGUACAAACAGCUCCAGCGCAGAAACCCCGAACUCCUCAGGCAAUGGGAGUAUUGCGGGCAGCCAAAGGUGGUGGUCAAAGCCCCCGACGAAGAGACCCUCGCGCAGCUCCUGGCCGAAGCGAAAGGCUUGGGGCUAUCGGUCAGUUUGAUCCAAGACGCCGGUCGCACUCAGAUCGCCCCAGGAUCCAGGACAGUCCUGGGCAUCGGACCGGGGCCGGCCGACAUCGUGGACCGGGUUUCGGGACACUUAAAACUGUACUGAGCGUCCGGCUCAAAGAUCAUGAAUUCAGGGGUUUUGUAAGAAAGCAAACCCUUUGCGCCAAACUUGAGACUUGGGGUCUUCCACUGAAUGGAAGGAAGGUAGCCCCAAAGUAAGGAUUGUCCACGUAAUCAUGGCCUUCUUUCAAUACGCUCAUCCAAUAAAGCUUGGGGCAAUAUUUUGA
Molecule: messenger RNA, 880 nt
Organism: Sceloporus undulatus (fence lizard)
Lineage: Eukaryota; Metazoa; Chordata; Lepidosauria; Squamata; Phrynosomatidae
Gene: PTRH2
Product: peptidyl-tRNA hydrolase 2
Exons: 2
Coding region: 178-699 (173 amino acids)
Biological process (GO): positive regulation of anoikis; negative regulation of anoikis
Cellular component (GO): mitochondrion; cytosol
Molecular function (GO): peptidyl-tRNA hydrolase activity
Source: RefSeq, a predicted model, not a curated record